Homalodisca vitripennis (glassy-winged sharpshooter) is the source of this 3735-nucleotide messenger RNA. RefSeq names its product spondin-1. The transcript has 21 exons. Gene Ontology annotation, cellular component: extracellular matrix. Gene Ontology annotation, biological process: cell adhesion. Gene Ontology annotation, molecular function: serine-type endopeptidase inhibitor activity. Bases 166 to 2940 code for a protein of 924 amino acids. Lineage: Eukaryota; Metazoa; Arthropoda; Insecta; Hemiptera; Cicadellidae. The record is from RefSeq and is a predicted model, not a curated record.
CGCGCCACCCCACCAAGUCCGGCGCUGGUGUCGCCUGUCGGACCCUAUGGUCGUCAGUCGUAAGCUACCCUUGUAGGGAGAAGUGCGUUCUUUUCGUUUGGUUCCGAGACAGUCGAGUUUCCCGCUCUGAGCACAAAUCGUCUUAACGGGACAUUCAGACACACUAUGCGAGGAGGUAUCCAGCUGACCAUAGCUCUCGUGCUGACCGAACUGCUGAACCCAUCAUCUGCUAUCCGUUGUGACCGAACUCCCGAGGGCCAUGUCGCCCCCAAGAUACCUGCCGACAACCGGUUCCAGCUCAAGAUCAGCGGUUCGCCGGAGAAGUACGUGCCUGGUGAAGGAUACACAAUCAGCCUCCACGGACAGCGCAAUCACGGACAGGUGCCCCAGAAGUUCACGGGCUUUAUGUUGGUCGUGGAGCCGCAGAACCCCUCGCCACUGAGGAUACACUCUACCCGUGACGUCACACCUCGGCCUGUCGGCCUGUUCCAGCUGUACGGGGACACGCUCACCAAGUUCAGCCCCAACUGUCCCAAUAUGGUAACCCACACCAGCUCCAUGCCCAAGCCCGAGAUACAAGUACGCUGGACCGCUCCUCCUCCAGGCAGUGGAUGCGUCAUCUUCCGGGCGACUGUGAUAGAGCACCGAGAUGUGUGGUACCAGGACGACGGUCCUCUGUCGAAGAUGUUGUGUGAGGAGCAGCAGGAGAACCAGAACAUGCAGCCCGAAGUGAUGGAAUAUUGUUGUGCUUGCGACGAGGCCAAGUAUGAGGUGACUUUUGAAGGACUAUGGUCAAGACACACUCACCCCAAGGACUUCCCCAGUAACAGUUGGCUCACGAGAUUUAGUGACGUCAUAGGAGCUUCUCACUCAUUCAACUACAGGUUUUGGGAGUACGGAGGGACUGCCUCCAUAGGUCUGAAGCAUGUUGCAGAAAGAGGUUCUACUCGAAUGUUGGAAUCUGAGCUCAAAUCUGAAAGCAGUAACAUACGCACAAUUAUCAAAGCCAGAGGUAUCAGCUACCCAAAUGUGACAGGGAAGACGUUCGCAGUGUUCAGAGUGGACAAACAACAUCACCUCAUGUCACUUGUGUCGAUGAUAGACCCGUCUCCAGACUGGAUCGUGGGUGUAUCAGCUUUGGAGCUGUGCCUCACCAACUGCAGUUGGGUGGAGUCCAAGGUUCUUAACCUUUACCCCUGGGAUGCUGGCACUGACAGUGGAGUCACUUACAUUUCUCCAGAUCAGCAGACCUUCCCUCAGGACAAGAUUCGCCGAAUAACAUCUUCCUUCCCCAACGAUCCCCGCUCGCCUUUCUAUGAUUCUUCAGGUGCUGACAUGAAGCCUUUGGCCAGACUGUACCUCACAAGGCAGAGACUGUAUGAGAAAACUUGCGAGGAGGAGCCAAUUACACAGAUGGGGUGUGCUCUGUCUAACUGGUCGGGCUGGGGACCUUGCUCGGCCACUUGCGGUGCUGGACAGAUGUAUCGUCAGCGUCACUUCCUCCAUAGGGGUAACGCUCGCCACUGCCCCAAGAAAGUCAAACUAUCUGACACGAGACAUUGCAAUUCUCGCCAUUGCAGACCUACUUUAUACCCUACUCCAGAGCCGAUAGACUCCAACUGUGAGGUGCACGAGUGGACGGAUUGGUCGCGCUGUGAGUCUGUAGACCAGAGCUGCAGGCGGGGCACCCAGAAGCGCUACCGGCUCGUAGAGUCACGUGACAACUACAGAAGUAAGCUGUGUGUGCGUGUGCCUAAAGUUGAGGAACGGGAGUGUCGCCUCAGCUCUUCACCCUCGGUCUGCCCGAAGAACGCCCGAGGAAGAAAGAUAUACACAGACCCUCAGGGGUCCACUUGCUGUGAGCCAGAGGAGGGAGAUGAGGAAGGGGAUGACUAUGGGGUCGAGGAAGAGGAGGGCAACGAGAUCGAGUACAACGAGACCACAGGAGAUUACCCUGAGGGCGAGGGUGAUGGGGAUGAUUAUAAUGAGGAGCCAACGGGAGAGUGUGCGAUGACACAAUGGAGCGUGUGGAGUCCCUGCAGUGUAUCAUGUGGAGUGGGAGAGAGUCGACGGUCAAGACGGUUACUGAACCCCCCUGAGGAGGAUGGGCCGAGGGCUGAGUACCAGAGAGCUGAAGAGGAAGGUGACUACGGCAUGUAUGACGAGGACGAGGGCCCCCCACGUCUGGCGAGUACGCAGAGGGUCCCUGCUCCAUCUACAAAGUUCUCAACAAUUCAAACAAAGAAACAGUUUACACUGUCUCUGACCCCAUCACCAGAAAUCUGCGCUCUCCCUCCUCAUGAGGGCCGGUGCCCUGGACCCUUCCUGUCCCGCUGGUACUACAACCCCAAGCAGGAGGACUGUGCCCAGUUCCAGUGGUCCGGUUGUCGCGGCAACAAGAACCGGUUUCUCUCCAGGGAGGAGUGCCGCACUGCAUGUCAGGCCUACACCGCAACAGAGCCAGAUGAAGAGGUAACCACAGAAGACUUCACAACUCUCGAUCCUGAUUUACCCGUGAGAAACCAUAUGGUUGAUGGAGCAGAGAUGGAGGGCACGGAGAGGCCGGUGCGGAACUGUAAGUUCAGCCGAUGGUCUGAGUGGUCCGAGUGCGACGCUCCCUGCGGCCAGGAGGGCUUCAAAGUGCGCACUCGCUACAUACAGGUCCAUGCCAGGAACGGGGGACGAGACUGUACUGGCAAGACAAGGAAGCAGAAGAAAUGCGUACGCAAAUGUAAAUCCAACGAUGAAGAUGAGAGGCAGCACCCAAAAAGAGAAGAGCGCUGUGAGUAUUCCGAGUGGUCUGAGUGGACCGAGUGUACCGCCACAUGUGGCUACCACGCAAUGCGCCAGCGCACACGCCAGGUGAUAGGCGGCAGCCCCGCCGAGUGUCACGAGCGACUACACAAGAGAUUGUGCAAUGUCGGACCGUGUCCUCUCUAGUGGCAGCUAGUCUUCGCACUCGUAUCAACAACACCCUUCUAAAAUUAUGCUUCAUUACUUUUUGCUCAUUAUCAAACUUGCAUUGUAAUUCAAAUGGGGAUUUUCACAAUAAUUUCAUGCUUUGUAAUUCUAUAAACCAUUUUAGAGGUAACAUAUAUUAAUAUUUUGUUAUAAUUAGGCAUCAAUAUAAAUUAAUCUUUCAAAAGCUAUUUCAAAACCAAACUUUUACAACCAAACUUAAUUAUUUUUAAAUUUCAUUGAAGUAUAAUUUUAAAGGGUGGUUGGAAAAAUGUACUGAGUAGUCUAUAAUUUAAUCCAUAUAAUAACACUAUGAUUAACUACUUAUCAUUUAAGGUUUUUCAUGUACCUGUAAAAAUUAAAUAUUAUCGUUAAGUGAUUUAGUUAUUUAUUUUCAACAUUACUUUAUUUAUUUACCAUUUAAGCAGAAUUGAAUAUUUUAAUCUGUUGAUAUUGUUUAAAAAAAUCCAUUUGAAUAAUUAUAUUUUCUCGUUUUGAAAAACCAACAUAACAUCCCUUACACAUCUGACAAUGGAUGGUUCUAUUUAAUUUUCUUUAUUUUUGUAAAUAGCAUUACAAUAUCUAUUGAAGUGAACCUAUAGUGAUGUAAGACAAGGCACAAUAAUUCCAUGUGGUUAUCAGACUUACCUUUGAACAGAGGUGAAUAUAUUUUUGUCUCGUAGUAGGAGAGGGUCCCAUGUCAUUGUAUUGUAAACAGGAUUGUAUAAGUACUGUAAUUUUAAUACAAUUUGUGAUAAAAAAUGUUUGAACUGUAAA